This is a messenger RNA of Solanum dulcamara, 3010 nucleotides long. Its product is annotated as F-box protein At2g16365-like. The record is from RefSeq and is a predicted model, not a curated record. Bases 1724 to 2506 code for a protein of 260 amino acids. Gene Ontology annotation, biological process: regulation of photomorphogenesis. Lineage: Eukaryota; Viridiplantae; Streptophyta; Magnoliopsida; Solanales; Solanaceae. The transcript has 3 exons.
AGAAAAUAUUUUCUUCCUUACAAAGGAUGGUGGUGAGUAUAUAUUUUUGAGUCAUGAAUCUUAGUGAUACUUGAUUGGCAGUAAUGUGCAUCCUUAAAAGUGUUUUAUGGAAAAAUUUUCUAUUCAGUGUUGAUAUACUUUUAUGUGAUGAUAUUUUCUAUUGGCAUUUUGCUUACAUGUUUUGCAAAGCCCUUUUUAUUUUCUACAUUCUGGGAUUCUGGUUUAAUCAAGAUGUCAUUUCUACUACCCGAAUCCUUUCUUACAAUAUGCCCCAUCUUUUAGUUUGGUGCUCUUCAUUGUUCAUUUUAGUUGUCCUUUGCUUCUAAUCUAGUUAUGCGCAGUUUGUUUUGUUCUUAACGUUAACAACAUUGGGACAAUUUAAUCAAUCUUUAUGGAGUUAAUUUAACUGAAGCUCGAAUACACCUUCCACUUGAGGUUGUUUUGAAAAACCAAUAACUAAUGUUCAUGUAAUUAGAUACUUGCUUUGUUGCCUAAGGAUAGAAAGGAGGAAGAUGGAGUUGUAGCAAGUUGGGUUGUGGUGUAGAUUUGUAAGUGUAGUGGGGAGUGAUAGAGGAAGUGCUUGUGUGUUACAUGGAAGGAUAUGAUCAAAAGUCUAUAUUUGUAGCGAACUUCUACUUCUACUACUCUCGUGUUCCCCUAUCCUAAUCCGCGAAUAGACCACAGAUAAUCACAGCAUGGGAAAUGUUUGUAUCUCUUCGCAAUCCAAAUCUCAAUCAUAAUAUUGAGAAAAUUGCAUGCUUAUUUUUUAUGUUACCCUUUUAGGAGUGCUGUCUCUAUUUCCAUGAACGUACUCGAAUUGCUCAUUUGCUCUCCAGGUUUAGAUGAAGGAGUCAGCCCGUCAGUUCAUCCUAUAUUUUUGUGAUAUCUUCAUUUUCAUUGGACCAGUUGAGGCGAUCAACAUGGAAAACUAGUUAUACAAGGAGGUUUUAGAUUACCAACAUAUCAUGUCUGUUCGUGUAAGACAAUCAUAUUCUUAUAUUGUUGAAAGAAUUUGGAAGUCGAUGCAAGGAUUUCAAUCUGAUGGGGAGGCACAUUGGAAGGGAGCAAGCUACUAUGCAACAACAGAAAUGCAUAGUCAUACACCUAACCCUCUUGGGAACGUUGAACAUGACCGAGAUACUUAGCUACCGUAAAGCUUAAUUGUUGAACUGAAGACCAUUCCAACCCUUCCAAGGCUACCAAAAGAUUUAGAGAGUCUGAAACUCAAUAAGAGUCUGAGAACAAGUUUGGGAAACAUCGCAAAUGAAACAUUAGUUUGUCAGUCCCUCCCAUAUUUAUGUAGUCCUCUUAGAAAUGGUGCAAGUAGUUCAUCUCUUAAAAAGGGCCAGGAAACUUGUGGCAUUCUACAAUUAAGGCCUCAACUCGACCCCAACUUUGGCUCUGCUAUGGUUGCAUUUUCCACAAGGAGAAGUUGCUCACCGUUUCCAGUAGCUCAAUUUGCAAGUGAAACUUCAUCUGCGAAUAGUUAUUCAAGCUUGAAGCUACAUUUCAGAAUCCUCUGAAUUGGGCAAGAACUCAUGAUUUUGUUAGAAGAGGCAGCCGUUCAACACAUUUGGUUAGAGACUGAAAAUUAUAAUUGUCACAGCUGUUCAGCACGUUUGGUUAGUGAAAUCCAUAGGAGAGCUGCCAUGAACCUGGGCGAUGACUCAAUUAUUGUAUUGGAUUGUUCGCCAGUGAAUGUAGUCCUCCACAGGUGAGUGGAAUGGACCUAAAUAUACCUACUCUUCAAGCACUUGACUGUUCCGGGAAAGAAGUUGGACAUAAAAGCCUUAAUACCAAAUUGCCUGACUUAAACUUGGAGCUUCCAGCUCUAACUGAUAAGUUGGAACCAACUUCUUCCACAACUCAAAGUUUGGAUUUGAGAUUGUUCCUUGGCAAUAAUGAGCAGCCAAGUCCAUUGAAAGCUGACUUUUGCCUCUCGACGCUGCUCGAAGACAAGGCUGGUAGCAGGUGGGUCAAGCGCCUGAAAUUGAGUGCUUCUACACUGUUUUCUCUUGGAACAAAGAGCUCUAACGUUUCAGGGAAGUUAUCUCAUGAGAAAACAAACAAGUGCCGUAGCAAAAUUUCUAGAGUUACCAUUACAGGCUCAGAGUUCGUAGCUGGUAAACUUCGUGGUGAAGAAUUGAUGGCUCAUGAUAGAGCUCUAGUCUUAGCAAAGAAUUCUGACUCUUCACUUAUGGACGUUAUGAAGAAACAACACGAGUUAUUGACUUCACUGUCUUGGGUUCAAAGGUGGCUUCACAAUAGAUCAUCCACUGCACAAAAGAGGCCUAAAUCGGUGGUGGUUUGUGAACCUUAUGGCUCAAAGUUAUCACUUGGUGAUUUCCAAAAGCAGCAGACGCCAAGCAUUGCUGCCAUGGCGCUCAUGGGAAAGGCAAUAACCGGUUUUCAACCAUGUGAAUUCCAAAAAAGAGGCCCCUGUGUAGUUUGGAACACAGUAGUUUCUGAAACACAUAGAAGCAACAGUUACUGUGCUUCAGUUUAAUCCUCCAGACAUUGCCGAUCACCUCAUUGGUCAGUGUAUGCAUGAUGAGGAGAAAAGUGCUCUGUAUUAAUAAAUGAUCAUGCAAUCAAAUGCAUUUUGGAGCAUAGUGUCGAUUUGAUGGUGCUAGUAAGUACAUAGCUUGUUUUAGAUUUGGCUUCUUGUGUUUUCUUAGAUGGGGUUAUCUUUGACCAGUAUGAUGAGAAUGCAAGACACCUUGUUCCUUGAACAGGCCAAUCAUCCGGCUGCUUUCAUCAGUGUGUGCGAGGGAUCUAGAUGCUACAGUACGUGCUAAAGCAGUUUGGCAUUUGCUAUUUGGCUAGUAGGCAAUGAGAUUACUGUACAAUGUUCAUCGUAGUGGCUAAGAUUUAGUUCAUUGGACAGUUGAACCAUGCCAGCUUUACUUUAUUGAAGAACACUGAGUGACUUCCUGCUUCUCUCUUCAGCUUGUAGAAAGGUUUUCCUAGAUUGAAAAUUAACCAAUAAUGAGCAAAAUCUGUUUUAUUA